AACACUGAAGCGAAACGGAGCAAGUCAAAACAUAAUCGUAAACUUUAAUGGGAGCAAAAACAGUGAGAUGACUCUAAAAAGCACACUGUCUAGAUUCAGAGUCACUUAUGGGGACUGUUAACCAUGGAAACAUCAGAUCAACUUAACACAAGUCAAGUUGAAGAUUCACAGCUUCAACUGCAAUCUUCAAACUGCUGCUCGACUAAAGACACUAUAAUAGAUGAGAACUUCCUGCAGCUGGACGACAGCACGAAGCUAAUAGGAGUUCAAGUGAUUCUCAUCCUGGCUUACAGCACCAUCAUCCUGUUUGGAGUUAUUGGAAACUCGUUGGUGAUAUAUGUUGUCUUCAAGUUUAAAAAUCUGCAAACGGUUACCAGUUUCUUUAUCGUAAACUUAGCUGUUUCAGACCUGUUGGUGAACACAUUAUGUUUGCCUUUCACCCUAAUCUACACGCUGUAUGGCGAGUGGAAGUUCGGUCAGGUGUUGUGUUUCAUGCUGCCCUAUGCUCAAGGUGUUGCGGUUCACGUUUCCACCAUCACUUUAAACGUCAUCGCCCUGGAUCGCCACCGGAGCAUUGUCUACCACAUGGAGACCAAGAUGUCCAAAAACACGUGUGCCCUAGUAAUUGCCAUCACUUGGGCUGUAAGUGCGCUGUUAGCUAGCCCACUCGCCAUUUUCAGGGAGUAUGGGACGUUAGAUUUCCCACCGAACGAGUCUAUCCAGGUGUGUACAGAAGAGUGGCCUGGAAGCAGCAUGAAUGGAAGCAUCUACAGCAUAUCCGCGAUACUGAUUCAAUAUGGCUUACCUCUGAUGGUUACCUCUGUUGCCUACAUUCGCAUCUGGAAUAAACUGAAGAAUCACAUGACCUGCACGGGACGAAACGUCCGAAACCAGCGUAGGGAGAAGACCACAAAGAUGCUGCUGCUGAUGGUGGUGGUCUUUGCUGUCAGCUGGUUGCCGUUCCACGCUUUUCAGCUGGCCGUUGACAUUGACAGCACUUUGUCGUACAUGAAGGACUUUAAGCUGCUUUUCACCGUGUUUCACAUCAUGGCUAUGUGCUCCACAUUCGUAAACCCUAUCCUGUAUGGAUGGAUGAACAAAAACUACAGGAAAGCCUUCUUGUCUGUGUUUAACUGUUACCAGCCUAAGGUAAGGCUAAGAGGAUGUAAAGGCAGAGACAGGCAAAAGAAUGAAGAGGAGGUUUACACAGACUCUAAAUCAACUAAGGUUUAAAAUACACAUGUAAGAGCAAGUUCAUUGAUUAUCAUUCAUGGAAAUAUAUCCACUUGGUUUUGUGAGGGCACUCUGACCUCCUAAAUUAAGCGUUAUAGAUACAGCCUAUAUUUGGGCUGGAAAAAAUCAUUUUAAAAGAGCUUCUACUUUAACUUACCUUCUCUCUUCUCUAUGAUUGGGUCAUAGGGUCAUAAAACGUCAUGUCCCCACAAUCUGUGGAGCUCACAAUAUGUAUUUAGAAACUCCUAACUCCACCUUAAUUCUUACUUUUAAAGUAACUCUUGGACAGUGAGCAGGAAACUGAAAAGAACGUCUAAGCUAGAGUAAAAAAAAAAACGACAUUUGUGGCUAUACUCUAGAAAAUACAUAAAUGUCCAUCCUUCGCAGAGGCUGUAUGGCUCUCUGACAAUAGCCGAAGGGUUCCAAGACGGCUCUCUUUCCAAUUAGUUUUGGUCAAUACACAAGUCGAGGUCAGAUUUAUCUAUAGAGUACUUUUAAACAAACAAGGCUUGUUCUAAUGCUUUACAGUGGGCAUAAAAACAAACUUUACAAGAUAAUUUAAGAACAGAGCAAUUCAAAGAUUAUUAUUACACAUAAAAAACGGAAAAAAGCAGUAUUUGUAAGUUGUGGGUAUUUCUUUGUAUUGUUGGAGUUUGUCUGUGUAUGGUUCAUAUCUGUAUGUUUUGAUCUGAUCAGACUGUUCUCUCAAAGUAAUUUAGUUAUUUUAAACUUCAAUUUGGGUACACUCAAGUUUUAGCGCUCCGGUAAGCUUAUGUUCCCUGUCUGCUUCUCUCCUUAUAAACUGUAGGACAUGGU
This is a messenger RNA of Labrus bergylta (ballan wrasse), 2049 nucleotides long. It is a transcript of the gene npy2r, whose product is annotated as neuropeptide Y receptor Y2. Gene Ontology annotation, cellular component: plasma membrane; neuron projection. Lineage: Eukaryota; Metazoa; Chordata; Actinopteri; Labriformes; Labridae. The record is from RefSeq and is a predicted model, not a curated record. Gene Ontology annotation, biological process: G protein-coupled receptor signaling pathway. Gene Ontology annotation, molecular function: neuropeptide Y receptor activity; neuropeptide binding.